AAACUUACGGAGCUGCACAGCAGUUAGUUAGUUUUCACUCCGACAACAUGUGUACUGGAAAAUGUUCCCGUUGUAUUGCUUUUACUCUGUACCCUUUAGCACUCAUAUCCAUCAUCUGUAACAUUGUGUUGUUCUUUCCUGGCUGGGACAUCAAGUAUGCCAAAGAUGGACACAUCACUGAGGAGGUCAAAUACAUGGGGGGACUCAUUGGAGGGGGUGCAAUGGUGUUGAUCGCAGCAAUAUACAUCAACUUGACUGAAGCUCAGGGGUGCUGUGGAAAUCGCUUUGGGAUGUUCUUAUCAAUUGCAUUCGCUGCGGUUGGCGUGGCCGGGGCCCUGUACAGUUUCAUCGUGGCAGUGCUCGGUUUGAAUAAUGGGCCCCUCUGCUAUGAUGAUGGGAAGUGGACGACACCUUUUAAAAACAGUAAUUCCACCUACCUGGCCAACCAUAAGUUGUGGGCAGAAUGUGAAGAGCCAAAGAACGUGGUGCAGUUCAACAUCGGGCUGUUCCUCACCCUGAUGGCGACCAGCUGUCUGCAGGCGGUGCUCUGUGCCAUUCAGAUGAUCAACGGGCUGUUUGGUUGCCUGUUUGGACUCUGCGUCAAAAAGGAAUCAUAAGCGCCUGGUCAGGAG
This is a messenger RNA of Etheostoma spectabile (orangethroat darter), 632 nucleotides long. RefSeq names its product transmembrane 4 L6 family member 4. The transcript has 8 exons. The coding region runs from base 48 to 617 and encodes 189 amino acids. Gene Ontology annotation, cellular component: membrane. The record is from RefSeq and is a predicted model, not a curated record. Lineage: Eukaryota; Metazoa; Chordata; Actinopteri; Perciformes; Percidae.